AUGGGAAUCAUCGAUAUCCUCAACGCCGAAAUCGCCCAACAAGUGAUAGACAGCUUGGGCGGGAAGCAUCUCGUAAACUCUCUGAUCACCACUGUCGAGCGCCUCGCACAGACGACAGACAACCUCUCCUCAGACGCUCACACAACCCUCGCGUCUACUACGCUGCUCGUAGAAAACUUGAUUACCGCUGUUGAGCACCUCGCGCAGAAGACCGACGCCCUCUCCUCCGAUGUUGGCGCAACCUUGGCAUCUACUACGCUGCUCGUAGAAAAUUUGGUUGUGACGAUGAAUGCGUUGGCGUUGAACGUCCAUUUCCUACUGCAAGGGUGCAUCGCUCUUGUUGCGUUGCUGUGCUUGUUGACAGUCCUUUGCAUCGUGCGCUGGUGCUACACAUUUAGUCGAGAGCUUCGGGGUGUGCAGCAUAUCAAAACCGCAUAG
This is a messenger RNA of Suillus subaureus, 438 nucleotides long. RefSeq lists its product as uncharacterized. The transcript has a single exon. Bases 1 to 438 code for a protein of 145 amino acids. The record is from RefSeq and is a predicted model, not a curated record. Lineage: Eukaryota; Fungi; Basidiomycota; Agaricomycetes; Boletales; Suillaceae.